Molecule: messenger RNA, 2116 nt
Organism: Tarenaya hassleriana
Lineage: Eukaryota; Viridiplantae; Streptophyta; Magnoliopsida; Brassicales; Cleomaceae
Product: type IV inositol polyphosphate 5-phosphatase 3
Exons: 11
Coding region: 25-1905 (626 amino acids)
Biological process (GO): phosphatidylinositol dephosphorylation
Molecular function (GO): phosphatidylinositol-3,4,5-trisphosphate 5-phosphatase activity; phosphatidylinositol-4,5-bisphosphate 5-phosphatase activity; inositol-polyphosphate 5-phosphatase activity
Source: RefSeq, a predicted model, not a curated record
GUGAUCCUACGACCCUAAGGGCAGAUGCAGAAAGACAACUCCGUCGACAUGAAGAGAGCCUCCGGCCAUAAAUCUCAGAGCCUGUGGGCGAAGGUGGUGAUGCGCAAGUGGUUGAACAUGAACACCAGAGAUUCCGACUACUACAGUGCGGACACCGAAGACGAAGACGACAACGGAGGAGACGACAGCGACUCCUGCUCCGAAGAAGAAUUCAGCUCAUCCAGGGUUGGAUCGAACGCACAGGAUGCUGCUGCUGAGAUGGCUAGUAAUGAUGGUUUUCCAAGGCGGAGGCGAAGAAACUCCGAGACAUUUAGAGCACAGUAUAUUAACACAAAAGAAAUCAGAGUGUGUGUGGGAACAUGGAAUGUCGGAGGAGUUUCACCACAACCGGACAUUGACAUAGACGACUGGAUUCAGAUCAACGACCCUGCUGACAUCUACGUCCUCGGGCUUCAGGAGAUAGUGCCGUUAAACGCGGGGAAUGUGUUGGGAGCUGAAGACAGAAGACCAGUUUCCAAAUGGGAGAACAUCAUCCGCGAUGCUCUUAACAGAGUCCGCCCUAAGGCCUCGAGGGUCAAAAGCUACAGUGACCCCCCUUCCCCUCGUAAGUUCAUACCCUCCGAGGAUGUCUCCUUUGACAGCGACAGCGAAACUGGCGCUGAGAUACAUCCCAUCGACGAAGAAGAUGAAGAUGAAGAUGAAGAACCCACCAACUGCCUGAAGCAUGAUGGUGCUGUCAUCGGCGAGGUUACCACCCUCGUUUCUGAAACUUGUGCUGCUUCUCCCGUGGUGGAUGUUCAGAGGCAGUUCUCUUCCCCUAAGAAGCUAGGCAGGCAAAGUUGUCUGCAUCUUGAAAACCAUGAGGAAAAUGUGGAUGUUCCAACUCUUACCCGGAUACUCAGCGGCACUGAACGGAUCGGUCUGAGCUGGCCUGAACCACCGCUGAAUAUGCUGGGAAGAUGCGUUCUUGAUAAACCACCCUCCUUCAAAUCAGCGAAGUCAUUCAGAGCAACCAAGUCUUUCAAGACCUACGGCUCAUUCAAAUCGAUAGCCGGAAACGAGAUAUCUCCUGAUGUGUUGGCUCUUGCGGAGAUGGACCUCGAGACUCUCAUGAAGAGGAAACGAAGGCCAGCUUAUGUUAGACUUGUUAGUAAACAGAUGGUCGGGCUUUUCUUGACCAUAUGGGUUAAGAGGAGCCUGCGGAAGCAUAUUCAGAAUGUACGUGUCUCUACCGUUGGUGUUGGCGUGAUGGGCUAUAUCGGUAACAAGGGUGCGGUGUCUAUGAGCAUGUCCAUCUAUCAGACGUUCUUCUGUUUCAUAUGCACGCAUCUGACAGCGGGCGAAAGAGAUGUGGAUCAGCUCAAGAGGAAUGCCGAUGUUCAUGAGAUUCACAAGAGAACCAUCUUCCACUCGGUCUCUGCUCUUGGGCUCCCAAAGCUUAUCUAUGAUCAUGAGAGAAUAAUUUGGUUGGGCGAUUUGAACUAUCGGAUUAGCAUGUCCUAUGAUAAAACCAGGGAGCUCAUCUCAAAGAAAGAGUGGUCUGUGUUACUGGAGAAAGACCAGCUGGUAAGAGAGUACAAGAAAGGCAGGGCAUUUGAAGGAUGGUCGGAAGGAAGCAUUGAUUUUGCACCAACGUACAAGUACCAAGUGAACUCCGAUAGGUACAGCGGGGAGGAUGCAAGGGCUGGAAGGCGAACACCAGCAUGGUGCGACAGAGUUCUCUCUUAUGGCAAAGGAAUGAGGUUGGUUCGUUACCAGCGCAGCGAACAGUCGCUUUCUGAUCACCGUCCUGUCACUGCCACCUACUUGGCUGAGGUUGAAGUCUUCUCUGCUCGUAAACUGCAGCGAGCGCUCACCUUCACCGACGCUGAGAUCGAGGAGGAGGAACUCCUGGCCGUUGUUUGAGGGAAGUUUCAGAUGCUAUCUUUCACAGUUAGUAACUCUAUAUGAAGUACGGACUACUAAGAGAGAGAGAUAUCUUGUACGGAUAGAAUUACAGAAGCAGUGAAGGAUAAAAUAGUUGGCGAGUGAGCGCUCUUCAUUUCGUCAUCAAGACGUUUCAGAUUUAAAUAUAGUUGUUGUGGUCUAUGACUAUGUUAAUGCACCUACUUGUAUU